This is a messenger RNA of Psilocybe cubensis, 546 nucleotides long. RefSeq lists its product as uncharacterized. NCBI's taxonomy places the organism in Eukaryota, Fungi, Basidiomycota, Agaricomycetes, Agaricales, Agrocybaceae. The record is from RefSeq and is a predicted model, not a curated record. The transcript is spliced from 3 exons. Bases 1 to 546 code for a protein of 181 amino acids.
AUGCGCCUUCUAUCUUCAGCUUUUGCUACUCUUGCCACAUUGAUUCCAAGUGCUUUGGGUGUUGUCAUCCCGGGUGCCAGCACUCCUCUAUUUUAUUUUGUCUCAUCAUCUCCCAGUUCUCCGUCCAAUCUUUUGCCACUUAGGUUGAACGGAGGAUCCGGAGGGUACGCCACCUUAACCGGAACAAGCCCUAUUGGACAGUUCUACUUUGCGCAAGGACGUCUUACUGCUCUGGACCCGGCAGGAUCUACGUCACUAACAUACAUGCCACUCCUCGGGUCCCAACUGGGCCCUUCUGGAUGCAGCACAUAUGGACAGCUGGGGUUUGUUCAGGGAGCUAGUUCCAACAAGUGUGCACGGUACGAUGGCUUCCAGAUCCAGUCCAAUAUCGAAAACAGUCAGCUUGGGGCACAACUAGUAAUUAAUUACGUCGGUGGAUUCUACGCCUGUGGAGACGGAAAGGACGUGUGGUACAAACUUUCACCUGGAGAUGGACCGAGUGACUGUUCUCCAAUCACGUUGUACACAGUUCCUGUCACUGCAUAA